Molecule: messenger RNA, 1123 nt
Organism: Neurospora tetraspora
Lineage: Eukaryota; Fungi; Ascomycota; Sordariomycetes; Sordariales; Sordariaceae
Exons: 1
Coding region: 80-1123 (347 amino acids)
Source: RefSeq, a predicted model, not a curated record
CACCUUUCCUUUACGUCGUUAUCUACAGCUUCGAGCGAAGUCUUCUUUCCUUUUCAGUCUACUCUCAUCCACCGUCAUCAUGGCUUUGGAGGUCGGAAUGAACAUCGAGCAGUUGCUCGGUGAGUCCAACAUCGACAGUUGGGACAACGCCCUUCGUAACACUCUCGACGUGUACGGCUUACUCAACUAUCUCGACGAGGAUGUUCAACCUCCCACUCCAAAAGACCCGGACGCCCCGACUGCGGCUGAGAAGAAGGCUGCCGAGGGCUGGCGUGUUGAACGCGCGCGUGUCUUACUUGCCAUCACGAAUUCCAUGAAGAGUCGGAAUGUCCAGAUUCUCCUUCAGAAUUCGGGUUGGAAUCCUGCUGACCGCGACCCCAAGCGCCUCUACGACCUCAUCAAGCGUGUGGUUCCCAAGGUCUCCCAGGAAUCCAUCGGCAUGGUUAUCAAGGAGUAUACCAGUCUCAACCGUGCCUCCUUUGACUCCAUGGCUUCUUUCCUUAACCGUCAUUUCUUUCUUCGUAAACGUUGGAACGAUCUUAAGCUUACAGUCAGUCCUCAGGUCGAGAUUUGGUUCCUUCUCAACGGACUUGAAUCCUCCUAUCCUCUCCAUCACCGUCUUUGGGUCAACGACCUGACCAACGGUCACCUCACCAUGUCCGAUUUGCUCGACAAGCUCAAUACCAUAGCGACAACCGAGGCCACGACGCCGGCCUUGUCGGUGCAGGUUAAGGCUGGGACCAAGGAGAAAGAGGAUACGAAGUCCAGCAACAACAAGAAGGACAAGAAGAAAGGCCGACGCGAGAUGAUCGACUGCACUCAUCCCGGCUGCAAGCGUCAGAUUCCUACCGGCUUCGUCCAUGCCGCUUGUGGUCAUCACAGAAACCCCGACAAUGACGUCUGUUGGUGGUGUGAACCAGACAAGGCACCAGCUACUUGGCAGAACAAAGAGAAGGCCAUCAAGGCUCUGCAGAAGACAUCUACAGGCACUACCGCUCUUGUCGUCCACAACUCAAGCAAUCUCAACAAUCCGGCCACGACUGGAUCCAACUUGCUGUUCGCCAACAGUAUCCCGGAAUUCAGCAUGCUGGGCGCUAUACUCAACCCAGCGGGUUUUCACUAG